Lotus japonicus is the source of this 952-nucleotide messenger RNA. RefSeq lists its product as uncharacterized. The record is from RefSeq and is a predicted model, not a curated record. Lineage: Eukaryota; Viridiplantae; Streptophyta; Magnoliopsida; Fabales; Fabaceae. The coding region runs from base 133 to 798 and encodes 221 amino acids. The transcript has a single exon.
ACCUCAUCAUCAAUUCAAUUCUACCCUUCAAAUCCUAAUCCUCUUCUCUUCUCUCUCUCUCACUCUUCUCUAUUUCACUCUCUUCCUUUCUCUCUUCAACACAAUUUCAUUUUCAUUUUCAAUUUUUUUAAGAUGAAGAAGCUUUAUCGGAAGGGCACCGUCCACCCUUCACCGCCAACAAUCUCCGACCAGCUCUCUUUCCUCCCGGCCACCAUCCUCACCCUCACCGUCGCUCUCUCACCGGAGGACCGUGAAGUCCUCGCUUACCUCAUCUCCUCCAACAGUUUCUCCUCCUCCUCCGGAAACCCUCGCCGGGCACCAAAAGGUGUCGCCGACGGCGCCGAUCAUCCUGCUCUCUUCCAUUGCAGCUGCUUCCGCUGCUACAUGAGCUACUGGGUCCGUUGGGACUCCUCUCCGAACCACCAGCUCAUACAUGAAAUCAUUGACGCUUUUGAAGAAUGGCUUGCACAAACCAACAAAGGUGGUGGUGGUAGUAGCAGGAAGGAGAAGAUUCAGAAGAAGAACAAGAGGGGUGGUGGUUCUUCUAACAACAAAUCCAAGCGCUCUGAGUUGGUCAAAGUGAGUUCGCCGUGUAAUGGUUCAGCUGAGCCGGAAUUAGUACUGGGUGAGACCGAGACAAGUGUAAAUAGUAGUGGAAGCGGAGGUUUCGGCGGUGGUGGUGGUGGUGGUGAUGUUGUUGAAGGCGGUGGUGGAGUUGAAGAUGAUGAGGAGAAAGGGUCGGUGAGAAGGUUUGUGAGUUUCAUUGGUGAAAGGAUUUGGGGUGCUUGGGGUCAGUAGUGAAUUUGGGAACAAGAUGAAAACAAAAGGUGGGUUUUCCUUUUUUUUCUUUCUAUUUGUUUCUUUUUUUAUAAAUUAAUUAAUAUUUUCUCCCCCUUUUUUGUACAUUAAUCACUUCCAUGAACUGUAUUAAAGGAAAUGGCAGUUUGGUUUA